AUGUGAUCUAGUAUGAAUUAUCACUAUUGCAGAAGUACACAAAUCGUAAGCAUUGAUAUUGGAACUACUGAGAACAUUGUGACAAUUAAAAUUACAAAAUGGAGAUACAUUUACCUGAUGAAGAUACUUUGAAAAUGCAUCCUACUUAAUACACCUUGACGAUUUGCAUUUCUUUUUAAAACAUCAGUAGCAAUUUUGGAAUCUCAAAAUAAGAAAUUUUGAAAAUCUUUGAAAAGCAUUGGAUAAAGAGUCAGUAUUUGAUACAGCAAUACCCUAUAAUAGUAUCUUACACAGACUAUAACCAUGACGAAAUACAAAGGUGUAAAACAGGCGGAUGACACGCCUUCCAUCUCAACGGCUAGUAGCAGCUCUGAUAAAGUGACGUUAAAACGGGACAUCGGUGUGAUUCAUGCCACCACGGUCAUCAUGGGAAUCGUAAUUGGCUCAGGAAUUUUUGUCUCACCAAAGGCAAUUUUACAGAACUCCGGUUCCAUAGGGAUGUCAUUAAUAAUCUGGAUUUUAUCUGGAAUCCUUUCCCAGAUCUCAUGUAUGUGUAUUGCAGAGUUAGGCGGAAUGUACCCACGAGCUGGGGGUAUCUACGCAUUUAUAUUAGAAGUACUCGGGCCCUUACCAGCAUUCUUAAGUGUAUGGUCAGACUUUUUGAUCAAGAAAACUUGUUUUUAUGCAGUCCUUGCGCUUACUUCAGCAACCUAUAUUAUUCAGCCUUUUUAUCGAACUUGUGAUCCGCCAUCGAAUGCCAUCAAGCUUAUUGCAAUGGUCAUUGUAGUGCUGGUGACACUCCUAAAUUGUGGAUUCAUACGCAAUGUUACAAGGGUUCAGACAGUCCUAACUGGUGCCAAAGUCUGUGCCCUCCUAAUUGUUAUAAUUGGAGGAAUAGUCGCAUUGUCUCAAGGAAAGACUGAAAACCUGCAGCCAUCAAAAGUAUUUGAAGGGACCACAACAGAUGUUGGCAACAUUGCAUUAGCCUUAUACUCUGGAAUGUUCACAUACUCAGGGUGGGAGUUUCUGUUCAUGCUCUUGGAAGAAGUGAGAGAUCCUAACAAAAAUGUCCCAAGAGCAGUCCAUACUUCUUUUAUCAGUGUGAUAGCCCUGUAUAUUCUCACAAACAUUGCCUACUUCUCUGUCAUGACACCCGAAGAGGUCCUCAACUCUAAUGCUGUUGCUGUGACCUUUGCAGAAAGAACAAUAGGACCAGCUGCUGUGAUAAUUCCAAUUUUUGUGGCGUGUUCAUGUGCAGGGGCUCUCAAUGGUGCAAUGUUAGGGGGUUCAAGGGUGACAUUUGCAGCAGGAAGAGAGGGUCACCUUCCAGAGUUCCUCUCAAUGAUUAGUGUCAAAUACUUCACUCCUUGGCCUGCCCUCAUGAUAGGUAGCAUAAUCGGAUUUAUCUACAUCUGCGAAGAUGGUAUAAUAUCUCUGAUUGAAUACAUGUCCUUUGUGGCCCUGAUAGAAUUCCUCAUAGUCAAACUAUCCUUGCUGUAUCUACGGUGGAAGAAACCAAAUGAUGAACGACCAGUCAAAGUUAAUAUUGUUUUAGCGAUGUGCACAAUACUGAGUGAUGUUGCCAUGACGUUCCUAGCACUCUAUAAACAACCGACCAAAAAUGGUAUUGCCAUUUUGUUAGUACUCUCUGGUGUGCCUGUUUACCUCAUUGGGGUGCGCUGGAAGUCAAAACCAAAACCAUUUCUGGAAUUCAUGAGAAAAUUGACCCACACAUUACAGAAAACACUAAUGGUUGUUCCGCCCGCCAGUAUCGCAAAGCCAGAUGGUGACACUCAUAAAGAUGUGUAAAGAAAGAGACAUUCAAUAGAAUAUUACAAUUUUCAGCCAUCCAAAUUGUUCUCUCAUAAUUAACUGAAGUUUUCCAUUUCUGCAUUUCCUAACAGUUUAGAGUGUCUUAUAUGCAUGUGUCUACUUUAUUCCAUGUGCUUUAUUUAUUUUCACUCAAUUAGGUGUCAGAUUUCAUACUAUAAGCAUAUUGAAAUUCAUCAACAUAUGGUGAAAAUCAAUGAACAUUUUCUCACAAGUCAAGUUUUAAAAUGUAUUUAGAUAUAUCUAGGUAUGAUAUGUCAAAUCCAGACACUCUGAUUACAGUAUGUACAUGUAUUUGAAAUAAUAUGCAUUCUAUAUUUUUACAACAGAGUUAAAUUUAAGUCUAAAUUCAGUGAUAUUGAUACCCUCAUCAAUUUCAUAAUUUUAUUUCAUUAACUGGAAAUUGAGUGAAAAACUAUAAAUAUUAUCAUAAGAAAUAGAACACAAAAUUUUGAAGGGCCUCGGUUUAUGGGCCUUUUUGGGCAUUACUUGACCUUUUCAGGCCAAAUUUUCAAAAAUGGGCC
Molecule: messenger RNA, 2354 nt
Organism: Owenia fusiformis
Lineage: Eukaryota; Metazoa; Annelida; Polychaeta; Sabellida; Oweniidae
Source: the annotation of a GenBank genome assembly